AUGACAUUAUCCACGACAAUGCAUGCCAGUAAAUUUGCAAGUAAAUGGGCCAGCGUUCUUGCCGGCACAAGCUACAACUUGGAUAUUUUUGAUCCGCAACCGUGUGCCGUUGGCUUCCUUACGGCCUGCCAAACUGCGGAAGCUGUGGAGUGCGACGCGCGCGUUGAGCACAUCGCUUCUUCGCAAGGUUUCUUUCCACGAGUCUGCCCAGUCGACGCCUCGUGGCAUCCGGACGGCUUUCCACGUGGCCCUAUCGCUUGCGACGAGCUGGAUGCACUGCUUGAAGAGCUCGCCCGGGACGCCUCCUGUCCUUACCUUCGAGAGCUCACGGUGCCCAGCCUCAUAACGGAUCCCGUGACGCAACCCUGGGAUUACGGCCCCGCCGCCGCCGCCACCGCCGCCGCCGGCCCCGCCACUGGCACGAUCUUUAUUAAGCCAUCAGGCCUGGCGGACCGCGAAUGGAUGCUAGGCCUAGAGCCCCUGCCGCGGUGCUCAAUUGUGGACGCACAGCACACGCACGCGGCACACGCCCAACACGCCAAGGCGGCUUGGACCAGUAUGUUGCUGAGCUACAGCGACUCGAUAUCCGGAUCGAGGGCUGAAAUCGCGGUGCAGUGCAGCUCUAUGGCAGCAGGAGCAGCAGAGGCGGCGGUAACAGGGGAUACGCAGCCCUGCAGCCCUCCUUUCGCCGCAGUGCUUGCCGCUAUAGAAGGCAGCGGCUCUGGAAGCAGCAGCGGGGUGGCGUGGGCUGACAGCGGUGACGCGCACGUAGCGCCGCAUGGCCUGAUGUUCUUGUCACAAGGCACGCGCCGCAGGUCGCGCCGGGCGUUGACAUCGCGGAAUGUGCAACCCGGCGCCGGCGCCUGUGCCAUAAACUCUGCACCAGGCGGCACUGGCGGUGACCAAGGGUGUCGCUGCGUCCCAGAAGAAUCCGUACAAGAGCCGUACAAUUGCAGGCAACGGUGUGUGUACGGCGGCGGCGUGCAGAUACAUGCAGAGAACAUGGUGUCCACCGGCAAGGGGGGCUAUACCGACCAGCCGGCCGCCAAAGGUACGCAGCAGCAGGAGCUCUGGCUGUCUAGGGGCCUUCGUCGCCUGAGGUCAUUCGUCAGGAUGAGGGGCAGCAGUGGCAGUCCGUCAAGGCCAGGUAUCACGGCUGCUGCCGCCGACACUGCCGCGGCAGCAGCAGCAGCAGCAACCGCAGAAGCAGCGGCGGCGGGUGCAACGAUUACGCAGUCGCUGUCGCCGCCGCGGAGGCCUGCUACUGCUCACUGUGGCGCCGCCACCGCUGUAACUACAGCCGGCCUGCCCCACCACAAUGCGGGCCGCACCAGUAACCGGAGUCGCUGCAACCGCGGCGGCGACGGCACCAGCGGCGAGGCACCAGCGGCAGUCAUGCCGGCGGCAACCGAGGCACUGAAGAGCCAGGUCAUGCUGUUCACUGCUCGGCUGAGAGGAAUUCAGACCGCCAGGCGAAAGUCACAAUAG
This is a messenger RNA of Volvox carteri f. nagariensis, 1488 nucleotides long. RefSeq lists its product as uncharacterized. The transcript is spliced from 5 exons. Lineage: Eukaryota; Viridiplantae; Chlorophyta; Chlorophyceae; Chlamydomonadales; Volvocaceae. The coding region runs from base 1 to 1488 and encodes 495 amino acids. The record is from RefSeq and is a predicted model, not a curated record.